AUGUACGAUGUUGAGCACCCGGCGUAUAAGGAACUGGGUAAAAUAGGCAAGGAAAUUACAACCAAGGUCAAGCCGCGUGCCGUUGUAGUGUUCUCGGCGCACUGGCAAGGUGGUGAUGAUACGGUUCAAGUCAAUACGGCUGAGAUGACGGAGUUGAUCUACGACCACUACUACAAGGAGAAGUACCCCAAUGUUGGUAGCAAGGAGAUUGCCAACAAGGUGCUCGACGCGCUUCAGCAGGCUGGGAUCAAGGCCGAGGGUGUCAAGAGGGGAUUGGACCAUGGGGUUUGGGCAAGCUUCAAGUGCGAAGACCCUAUGCAGCACUACCGGCUCGGAGAAGCGGUGUCUAAGCUCCGCGAGGAAAACAUCCUGAUCAUUGUGUCUGGAAUGGCAGUCCACAAUCUGCGCGAUUUCCGGUUCACUUUUAAUGAUGCUCGGCCCUUGCCGUAUACCGUUAGCUUUGACGAGGCGCUCAAAGACGCAGCUACCAAGCCCCCGGCCGAGAGGCCUCAGGCGUUGGUUGAUCUGCUGAAACGGGGGGAUGCGCGACAGGCGCACCCGUAUUUUGACCACCUUCUUCCCAUUCACGUGGGCGCUGGAGCUGCGGGGGAGGAUCGGGGCGAGAGGUUAUGGACCUUGAAGGAAGGGAGCAUGAGUUGGGCACAGUAUAGAUUUGGUGAAGUGGCGAAUGCCAGCGCGCUGUAGCGAUUAGCCGAUAGUAAUGAAUCAAGCAAGUUCAACCGAG
This is a messenger RNA of Aspergillus nidulans FGSC A4, 745 nucleotides long. RefSeq names its product DODA-type extradiol aromatic ring-opening family dioxygenase. Gene Ontology annotation, molecular function: oxidoreductase activity; oxidoreductase activity, acting on single donors with incorporation of molecular oxygen, incorporation of two atoms of oxygen; zinc ion binding. The transcript is spliced from 3 exons. The record is from RefSeq and is a predicted model, not a curated record. The coding region runs from base 1 to 705 and encodes 234 amino acids. Lineage: Eukaryota; Fungi; Ascomycota; Eurotiomycetes; Eurotiales; Aspergillaceae.